Impatiens glandulifera is the source of this 809-nucleotide messenger RNA. RefSeq names its product BRCA1-associated RING domain protein 1. The coding region runs from base 74 to 676 and encodes 200 amino acids. Gene Ontology annotation, biological process: protein ubiquitination; positive regulation of protein catabolic process. NCBI's taxonomy places the organism in Eukaryota, Viridiplantae, Streptophyta, Magnoliopsida, Ericales, Balsaminaceae. The record is from RefSeq and is a predicted model, not a curated record. Gene Ontology annotation, molecular function: protein binding. The transcript is spliced from 6 exons.
CCUUUCUCUCCUUCCUCCCGUCUUUCUUUCUCUCUCUCUUUCUUUCCGCGUGGAAUUCUAGUGAGAGAGAGUAAUGGCGGUACCGGAGAGGCGAAACGGCUUGUUGGACAACGGCGACGAAGAAGACGCAAUUUUAAUGGAGGAAGGAGAUGCAUUAAGGCUGGAAAACGAGGUUGUCAUUCCUCCUCACCUCCAUGAAUUCGCUGCCGCCACCAAGUUAGGCGAUGUCUUUUCCCUUCGCAUUGCCCUAGAUCAUUUAAAUGGAAGUAUAAAUGAGCCCGUGGAAGAUGGUGAUUCUGCACUUCAUCUUGCAUGUUUGUAUGGCUAUUUUCCAUGUGUUCAACUACUGUUGGAAAGGGGUGCUAACAUUGAAGUUAAAGAUGAAGAUGGUGCGAUCCCUCUCCACGAUGCUUGUGCAGGAGGUUUUGCUGAUAUUGUUCAACUUAUAUUCAACCAUGCGUGUAAUCUUGAUACUAUAAACAGAAUGUUACGAACUGUUGAUGUUGAAGGUGACACUCCUAUGCAUCAUGCAGCGAGAGGUGAACAUGCUAAUGUUGUGAGAUUAUUGUUAGCUGCUGGUGCUCCUCGUGCAACAGCUAAUAUUUAUGGGGAGAUCCCGCGUGACUUGGCUGAUCCCAACACAGAAGCUUGGAGAAUACUCGACGGGAACAAUUAAUUGAGUUGCUUAACUGUACUUGACAGUUAUAUAUGCUAUCCCGUCCAUUGAAGAUGUUGAAAUUUUUAUUUAUUUUUACUAUGAUCAACUAACAAUUUGCUUUAGAUUAUCAAACAGUUAUAGAAUUUUUGGU